Molecule: messenger RNA, 363 nt
Organism: Malus domestica (apple)
Lineage: Eukaryota; Viridiplantae; Streptophyta; Magnoliopsida; Rosales; Rosaceae
Source: RefSeq, a predicted model, not a curated record
AUGAGUCACUACAACCAUGAUCAUCAUCAGGCUCCGCCCACUUCAUACCUUCCUCCACCGGCCGGUGCAUAUCAAGGGCAUCUGCCGCCGUCGUACCCUCCACCACCAGAAGUUCAGCAAGGAUACAGUACUAUAACUCAAGGUGGUCCGUAUGUUGUUGUUGCACCACCAGUUAAUUACCCUAUGAAAAGUGAUGGACCUCCAGCUGGAUACCCCCAAGAGACAGCUCCCUAUCAGCAGCAGCAACAGCCACCAAAAUUUCAUCACCAACAGAGAGGUGGUGGAUUUUGGGCGGGAUGUUGUUCUGCCAUGUUUUGCUGCUGCCUCUGCGACCUGUGCUGCUUGCCCUGCGCAGUAGUUUAA